AUGUCUGCAUCAUUGUUAACGAUCGAUACAUCCGAACUAUUUAUUCUUACCUUUCUCUACAGUAUCAUUUCAUUUAUUAUCGUCCUACCGCCCAGUGAACUGAUUUCGGCUGGUUUUUCUAUUCAAAAUAUCUUUUCAUACUUCUUUACCGAAAGCGAAGAGAUCACUUUUAUACGAUAUCAUAUUAAACGUGUAUCUAGUAAAUAUUUAGUACAGAGCUUUCUUCCUCUGGGAUACAUCUGUCUUCUGAUCUAUUAUUCUGAUUGGUCAUCUGGAUUCAUUCAAGCCUGUCAAAGUCUUUUUACCGAAACACCAAUAAUCCUUCGAUGUGUUUUAUAUAUUUGUCUGUUAACUCCACUUCUGUCGACACUAGUUGUUAUUCGCUGGCAUUUAAAUGAUUGUUUUCAUCAUCCAAUUGUUCGUCAACUGCGUUUAUUUAUUCAGACCAAUUCUCAACAGCAAGAACAAACAUGGCAUGCAGUUGAAUCUUCAAUUAAUACAGAAUUUCGACGUUACGAUAAGUUUUCAUGUGGCUCAGCAUCCUCCAACGUUCGCUGCUAUGUGCUUGAUUCCUGGAUAUUGAAAUGUUCGAUGUAUCACGUGAACAUCGCUCAACAAUCGAACGUACGAGUGGAAUUAGACGAAGCGCAUGAUAUUCACUUACAAGAAACCAACGAAGAAGUCUCGUUAUCAACUCAAUAUCUCAACAUAUUAAUAAAAAGUUACGAUCCAAGAAUAAAACCAUUCUAUAUCAGACUGAGAGCAAGCGAAUAUGAUGAUCUUCGAGGAAAACUCCAGGCGAAUAUCGAAAAUGUGAAGAAUAUUGUUGUACGACAAUCGUUAAGUGAACUAUUUCUCGAAGAUUUCCGUCAACAAGUCACCCAGAAUCCGAAAUAUCGAUUGCCGUUAAAUCAUCAAGAUUUGGAUACAUGCAUUGGAUGUUUACAAACAAACGCUAAUGUAAAACUAGUGAAAAAUUGCGAUGCGCCAGAUGUUGGCCAAUGCCGAACGUGUUUCUGUCGUCCGAUGUGGUGUCUUGAAUGUUUAGGUAAAUGGUUUGCUAGCCGACAAGAUCAAACAAGACCAGACACAUGGCUUCAAUCGAACUGCCCAUGUCCAUCGUGUCGUUCAAUUUUCUGUAUACUUGAUAUAUCUUUGAUUGAAUUCUAA
Adineta ricciae is the source of this 1170-nucleotide messenger RNA. Lineage: Eukaryota; Metazoa; Rotifera; Eurotatoria; Adinetida; Adinetidae. The record is from the annotation of a GenBank genome assembly.